This is a messenger RNA of Erinaceus europaeus (western European hedgehog), 2663 nucleotides long. RefSeq names its product cyclin dependent kinase 16 (gene CDK16). The record is from RefSeq and is a predicted model, not a curated record. NCBI's taxonomy places the organism in Eukaryota, Metazoa, Chordata, Mammalia, Eulipotyphla, Erinaceidae. Gene Ontology annotation, molecular function: ATP binding; protein kinase activity. The coding region runs from base 387 to 2147 and encodes 586 amino acids. The transcript is spliced from 17 exons. Gene Ontology annotation, cellular component: synaptic vesicle; nucleus; cytoplasm. Gene Ontology annotation, biological process: exocytosis; neuron projection development; protein phosphorylation.
CGGCGCGCGCUGCGCUCAGGCCGUCCGCUCUCCCGGCCCUGGGAUCCGUCGCGUUUCUGCGCGCAUUCGGCUCCGAGCCGCGAGCCGCCGUGAGCUCUCGCAUUCGAGCAGGCGUCCACGAGCCCGGGGGCAUCGCCCGCAGCGGCCAAGCUAAUGGCCGGCUGAGCGGGACGCCGCCGCCGCCUCAGCCACCGCCGCCGCCGCCGCCUCCUCCUCCUCAGCCGGCGGCGGCCCGGGCCCAGCAGCCAUGGCCGAAGACUACUGGGACGGGCGCCUGCGGCGAACAGGAGAAGGAGGUCGCGCGGCCUCAACCCGGGCCGCCGCCCCAGGCGCCGCCGCGCCGGCCCCGCGGCGCUGAGGUUACUCGCGCGCCCCCGCCGAUCGCCAUGGAUCGGAUGAAGAAGAUCAAACGGCAGUUGUCAAUGACACUCCGAGGGGGCCGAGGUAUAGACAAGACCAACGGUGCCCCUGAACAGAUAGGCCUGAAUGAGAGUGGUGGUGGUGGCAAUGACCUUGGAGAGGCCCCUACACGCGCCGCCCCUGGGGAAUCCCGCUCUGUACGGGGCCCACUGAGCUCUGCACCAGUAGUCCCCUCCGGCCUCCUGCCACCUGUUCAGCUUCGGUCCGCCUUCCUGGGGCCUUUGGCUACCUCUGCCAGUGCUUGCCCACUUGGGACUGGGCCAGCUGCAAUCGCAACAUCCCCCCCGAACAGGAUGCUCCACCAGGUUGUACAUGAGGAUUUAAAGAUGGGGUCCGACGGGGAGAGCGACCAAGCUUCAGCCACAUCCUCUGAUGAGGUGCAGUCUCCUGUGAGGGUGCGCAUGAGAAACCACCCCCCACGCAAGAUCUCCACCGAGGACAUCAACAAACGCCUGUCGCUACCAGCUGACAUCCGGCUGCCAGAGGGCUACCUAGAGAAGCUGACACUCAACAGUCCCAUCUUUGACAAGCCCCUCAGCCGUCGCCUCCGCCGUGUCAGCCUGUCUGAGAUUGGCUUUGGGAAGCUGGAGACCUACAUCAAGCUGGACAAGCUGGGCGAGGGUACCUAUGCCACUGUCUACAAAGGCAAAAGCAAGCUCACAGACAACCUGGUGGCACUCAAGGAGAUCAGACUGGAACACGAAGAAGGGGCACCAUGCACCGCCAUCCGGGAAGUGUCCCUGCUGAAGGACCUCAAACACGCCAACAUCGUCACGCUACACGACAUCAUCCACACAGAGAAGUCCCUCACCCUUGUCUUUGAGUACCUGGACAAGGACCUGAAGCAGUACCUGGAUGACUGUGGGAACGUCAUCAACAUGCACAAUGUGAAACUGUUCCUGUUCCAGCUGCUCCGUGGCCUGUCCUACUGCCACCGGCAGAAGGUGCUACACAGAGACCUCAAGCCCCAGAAUCUGCUCAUCAACGAGAGAGGAGAGCUCAAGCUGGCUGACUUUGGCCUGGCCCGGGCCAAGUCGAUCCCAACGAAGACCUAUUCUAAUGAGGUAGUGACACUGUGGUACCGGCCCCCUGACAUCCUACUUGGGUCCACAGACUACUCGACCCAGAUUGACAUGUGGGGUGUGGGCUGCAUCUUCUAUGAGAUGGCCACAGGCCGCCCCCUCUUCCCGGGCUCCACAGUGGAGGAACAGCUGCACUUCAUCUUUCGCAUCUUGGGGACCCCCACUGAGGAGACCUGGCCAGGCAUCCUGUCAAAUGAAGAAUUUAAAACCUACAACUACCCUAAGUACCGAUCUGAGGCCCUUUUGAGCCACGCACCCCGACUUGACAGCGACGGCGCUGACCUCCUCACCAAACUGCUGCAGUUUGAAGGUCGCAAUCGGAUCUCCGCUGAGGAUUCCAUGAAACACCCAUUCUUCCUCAGUCUGGGGGAUCGAAUACACAAACUUCCUGACACUACUUCCAUAUUUGCACUAAAGGAGAUCCAGCUACAAAAGGAGGCCAGCCUCCGGUGUUCGUCGGUGCCUGACUCAGGGACACAGCCCUUAUUUGGAACUUUGACCAUCAGUAGACCCUGGGGUCGGCUAUGGGAAAGCAUGCCUCGGCCACUCGCCUUCCUACCCCUGCCUGCUCUAGGGGGACCUGGGGACUACCGGAGACUCUGGGAGAUGGACAAGGUGGGGGCCCUGAAUCUUUCCCUCCUGUAGUCCCAUAAUUGGGGCCUCCUUCCUUCUCAGGGUCUCCCUAGCCCAGCCCUCCUGUCCCCAUCCCACUUGGUGCUGUUGAGUAGGGGCCCUGCCAGGAUCUGACCAACUCACUGAGGAGCCAGUGUGUAUGUGUGUGUGUGUGUGUGUGUGUGUGUGUGUGUGUGUGUGUGUGUGUGUGUAUAUAUAUAUAUAUAUAUAUAUAUAUAUAUAUAUGUAUAUAUAUAUAUAUAUAUAUAUAUAUGCACAAGCAAGAACAGAGGGGUGAAUGGGGCAGGGAGGUUGUGCCCAGGCAUUAUCCCCUGACCCCUUGGGGAGGGUGAGGCAGGGCAGGAAUAGUCUUUGGGGUCAGUCCUCAGUUGGGUGGUUACCUCCUCUUCCUCCACUCUAAACCCUGGGACCCUCAAAUGGGGUGGGAGGGCAUGGGUGGGGGCCCUCCUAGUGAGGUUUGGGGGGUUGGGUUCCUGAAUGCACCAUAAUCGCUGUAUGAAACAUUAAACUCUAAAGUGAAAAACUGAA